GCAUCGAAGAAAAAUGAUCAAGGCUUCUCUUGUUUUUUUCGCUUUCUUGGCUCUUGCUUCCGGAAGAAGACACCAUUAUGACUAUUAUGAUUGUGAACCUGAACGCGGGCCGCGAGGGCGUGAAGGACGUGAAGGACCACGUGGAGCUCAAGGUGCCCCAGGGCCAAACGGAACCGGAUUUUUCUGGCCAGGAACAUGCGAGCAAUCCGAUUGUCCAGACGGUUGGAUCUCGGUUAAUCGAAAAAUCAAUAAUGAUGUAGAAAAGAAAUGGUGCAUCAACAUGUUCUGGAACCAAGCAACCAACGAUUUAUAUAAAACCUCGGAAAAAGUGUGCAACAGCUAUGGUGGUGUGAUGACUGGAUUCAAGGACAAGGGGGAAUUCAUUUCUGUUUUUGCUCUACUCAAAAAUCGAUUCCCGAACAUUAAACCUGUAUCACAAGUUAUGAUUGGGGCACGCAGAUUGGAGACAUGUGCUUCGAUAUCGAAUUUUGGCAAUUGUACGAUAACAAAGGGAACAAAAUGGACUGAUCUUGUAAUGUCGAUUGAUUCCUUUUUCAAUGAAUUGCAGCAAUCUGCCCGUUUCUCACCAUUGAAAAAAUGUAUUGUUGCCAAUCCGACAAACUUAAAGUUAUAUGUGGCCAACUGCAACGUUUUGGAAAGUGACUAUCCUCAGGAUUUGUUCAUGUGCGGAAGAUUCGCUCCGUGUAAGAAAUAAUUUAUGGAAUUGUGUGUUUGCAACUAUUCAAAUAAAUAUGUCAGCAUUC
Messenger RNA from Caenorhabditis elegans, 764 nucleotides. It is a transcript of the gene clec-190, whose product is annotated as C-type LECtin. The coding region runs from base 14 to 715 and encodes 233 amino acids. The record is from RefSeq and is marked reviewed. NCBI's taxonomy places the organism in Eukaryota, Metazoa, Nematoda, Chromadorea, Rhabditida, Rhabditidae. The transcript has 7 exons.